AUGUCCCAUAAACAUAAUAUUGAGGCUGUGGAUAGGACUCUUCGGGAUAUAUUGCACAUCAAGCAUCGCCACAGUAAAGUUAGAACCUUUGGAGGUUUAACUGUUGUAUUUGGUGGAGACUUUUGCCAAACAUUGCCCGUUGUUCCGAAAGGAACAAGAAAUCAGAUUCUAAAUGCUUCCAUUAAGAAAUCUUACAUCUGGGAGCACAUAACGGUGUUGAAAUUGACGCAAAACAUGAGAUUGCGUUGCUCUAUGGGAGCGUCUGCAUCGGAAUCUGAGGAGAUUUCUGCCUUUAGCUCUUGGAUUCUAAAGAUCGGAGAUGAUACUCCUAUUUCUGAUGUUGUCAACUCAACAUAUCCUGACCUAUCAACAUGUUAUGCUGAUUACAAGUACUUGGUUGAACGAGCCAUAUUGGCCCCGCAUCAUGAAGCAGUAUCAACAAUCAAUUCUCAUGUUCUGCUGCAGUUUCCUGGUGAGUCUAGAUGUUACCUGAGCAGCGACUCCAUUGAAGUUGAUCCCGGACAGCCAAAUAUUAUGGAGAGUGAUUAUUCGACAGAGUUUUUGAACUCUUUAAGAGUAGGCAAUUUCCCUGAUCAUGAUCUGAAGCUGAAGAUCGGAUGUCCGGUUAUUCUCCUCAGGAAUUUGGAUGAAAGUAUUGGUUUGGUUAAUGGAACUAGGUUGGUUAUCACAAAAUUGGGCACAUGGUUUAUUGAGGUUGAAAUUUUGACUGGCACCAACAUUGGUGAGCGUGUAUUCUUACCUAGGCUGAAGUAUCCUAUUGCUCUAUCAUUUGCCAUGACAAUCAACAAAAGCCAAGGUCAAACUCUAAACCAUGUAGGCCUGUACUUGCAUAAGCAGGUAUUUUGUCAUGGACAGUUGUAUGUAGCAUUGUCACGUGUUACGCGAAAGGCAGGAAUUCGAAUCUACAGUUGCAACACUGAUGGAGAGCAUGUAUUGACUAUGCAAAAUGUUGUCUACAGAGAGAUUUUAGAAUGA
This is a messenger RNA of Linum tenue, 996 nucleotides long. The record is from the annotation of a GenBank genome assembly. Lineage: Eukaryota; Viridiplantae; Streptophyta; Magnoliopsida; Malpighiales; Linaceae.